This is a messenger RNA of Macrosiphum euphorbiae (potato aphid), 456 nucleotides long. The record is from the annotation of a GenBank genome assembly. NCBI's taxonomy places the organism in Eukaryota, Metazoa, Arthropoda, Insecta, Hemiptera, Aphididae.
AUGGCUUCUUUCAAGUAUCUGAUAUUCAUCGCCUUGGCCGUGUACUCCGUUGCCGCCGAAGAAGGAGUAAGAGCAAAGAAACACGCCUACAUCGCCGCUGCCCCAGCUCCGAUUUUGGGAUACUCUGCCUCAGCCCCAGGAUCUUUUUCAUACGCAUACUCUGAUUACACCAGCUACCCUUACAACUAUCCAGUAGCAGCAGCUGCAUACCACGCACCCGCUGCAUACCCAGCAGCAGCAUACCCGGUAACCGCUUAUGCCGCCGCCGCAUACCCAAGCUACCACGAAGAUGACGGCAAAUACUGGCCCGGAAAAUACGAAAAGUCUUACAUCCCAGCAUACAAGGCCGGAUACCCAAGCUACCCGGAAGAUGAUGGCAAAUACUGGCCCGGCAAAUACGAAAAGACUUACAUCCCAGCCUACAAGGCCGGAUACCCGGUCGCCUACCACUACUGA